Messenger RNA from Cannabis sativa, 1896 nucleotides. Its product is annotated as B3 domain-containing protein Os01g0234100. The record is from RefSeq and is a predicted model, not a curated record. The transcript is spliced from 7 exons. Bases 238 to 1683 code for a protein of 481 amino acids. Gene Ontology annotation, molecular function: DNA binding. Lineage: Eukaryota; Viridiplantae; Streptophyta; Magnoliopsida; Rosales; Cannabaceae.
AAAAAUUAAAAAUUAACUGUUAAACGGUCUUCUCCUCUAUAUUUUUUUUUGGGUCCCCAGGUCUUCAACAAACCCCACCAAUAUUCAUCCCCAAAAAAUUGAAGAAUCAUCACCAUGAAAAUGGGUUGAUUCCUUUCUCUUUCUCUAGUUUUCGAGAUCCAUUUCUGGGUUUCUUUCAGAUUGUGCAUUGGUGGUGUUGAGGAGGAAGUUACAGGGCCAGAGAGGAGGAGGGUUUCGAUGGAAACGGCAUCGUUUGAGCAUGAGAUUCCAGAGGAUGUCACUUUGGCCCAAUUGUCUAAAUCUCCCAGGCUAAAGCUCAAACCUUCUUCUUCCUCUUCUUCCAAUUCGGCCAAGAAGAAGAACCUUAAGGAGAAAGAAGAAGAGCUUUGUAUUGUCAAGAAAAGGAAUCCUGAAAUUAAGUUUGUUGUAUCUGGCCAUUCCAGGAAUUCCUUGAAUACUCCUACACCAAGUAAGGCUGCAAUUCAUGCAUCACCCUUAUCUGGUGAAGCCAAGUCAUCUGCUGUGAUUCGAGGACAGGAGGUUCGAUCAAAUCUAGAGACCGAAUUCCCUAGUUUUGUGAAAUCUCUAGUUAGAUCACAUGUUGCAAGCUGCUUCUGGAUGGGGCUUCCUGGGCCAUUUUGCAAGUCACACUUACCAGAUGAAGAUACUACAAUCACUUUGGAGGAUGAGGACGGAAAACGAUAUCAUGUUAAAUACAUUGCAUACAAGACAGGGUUGAGUGCUGGUUGGAGACAGUUUUCUGUUGCACACAAAUUGCUCGAGGGAGAUGUUUUGGUCUUCCAAUUAGUUGAACCCACCAAAUUUAAGGUUUACGUAAUAAGGGCGAAUGAUUUGACUGAAGUGGAUGGAGCUCUUGGCCUCUUAAAUUUAGAUUGUCAAUCUAAACAGAGUGAUGCAGAUAAAGAUUAUGCAGAAUUGGGUGCAAUAGAAUGUCACAAUACAAACAGGAAACGUCAAAAGUCUCUUCCUUUAACUGUUGUCGAGAAGAAAAAGAAAAAGAAGACUGUUUCACCAAGAUCAGCUCCCCGUAAGCCAGCAGAUCAGUCUGAAAACGACAGUGAGGAAGUUGCAUCUGAAGUUUUGGAAGAGUCCAAGAUAUUAGGGCCAGCUUUUCAAUUUAAGGACAUGAAAUCUUUCAAGAAUUUCAAUAUUCUUGUAGAUGGAAUGCUUGUAGAUUCAGAGAUUCCUGAAGAUAUUAGAAGAGCAUAUUAUAAGCUCUGUUCCAGUCAAAAAGCUUUCCUUCAUGACAAUAUUAUCAAGGGAAUGAAUCACAAAUUGAUUGUUGGGACCAUCAUAGAGACUGUAAAAGUUGCUUCUGCCAUAAAAGCUUGCAAGCUUACUACCUCUCGCGGUGAUUUUGAAGCCUGGGACAAGUCUCUUAGAGCGUUCGAGCUUUUGGGCAUGAAUGUUGGAUUUCUACGUUCUCGACUGUCUCGUCUUACUGGUCUUUCCCGCGACUCAGAAGUCUGCGUAGAUGCAAAGAUGUAUGCUGAAUCAAGAAAAGAGCGAGCUGAAGUCGAAACUGGAAUGAAAGACAUCGAGACAAAGAUCGUGGAACUGAGAGUCGCAUGUGUUCGAUUUGAUGCAGCUAUUGAGAAACUAGGCUCACAAGCAGAAAGCUACGAGCACAAGUUCCACAAAGAGGUUAAAGCUCCUUGGUGACAUUGUCAUAAACGUUUAUGUACCCAAAAAUACAUACCAUAUCUCUUACUUUCCUCUAUAUAUUUCUCAUCUCUAAAAACAAGGAUGGCUGACAAUGUGUUGUGUGAUCAACCAUGGGAUUUUAGUUUUGACAAAAUCCACAAGCAAAUAUGUUAAUACUUAACUGUUUGCAGAUUUUCUGAUCCUUAUAGCAACCAAAACUCUCUUUUACUA